UCAAACGCGUCGCUGGAAGCGCUCUCUGCGGCGAACGGCGCGGCGUGGCGGGCGGCGGCGGCGGGCGGCGGGUGGUGUGGUUCGCAUCCGUCCGUGUUCCCCCGAGCGACCGCCGAGCUGCAGCUCUGGUCGCUCCCGCUGCUGACGCAGCUCGAGGAGCCGCUGCGCGCCGCCGCCUCCUCGGCAGACCUCGACCGGCCCGCGCCUCCGCGGUCGGGAGGGAUGUCGCGAGACGCCGCCGCGCGGACCGCCGAGCAGGAGGCGGCGCUGCUUGGGGCCGCCGCCGCCGCGCACAUCACCGACUCAGUUCGGGCCAGCGGCGCAGACGUCGCAUACGUGCAGCUUGCGGAUCGCUUGCCCACGUUCGGCUGGUCGGACCCGCCCGCCGACUACGGCGAGGCGAUGCUCGUGAGGGAGGUGCGCGACGGCGUGGCGGCCGAGGCUGUGUUGCGGCAGUGGAGAGAAACGAAGCCGCCGGCCGCCGCGUCGCCGCUGCAGUGCUCACGGCAGCACUGCAGAGAGUGGGGCUUCCCUGCCGCCGAUGGGGCGGCGGAGUGCUGCGAGGUGGCCGCCCCGAGCAGGAGAAGCGGCAAGGGCAGGAGGUUGCUGAGCGCGAGCGAUCGGCGAGAGUCGACUUGAGCCAUUCGGCACACUUGCUGCACGCAAGGCAGCGGGCCAGCGCCGCGCGUGCCACGAGCGGCCAGCGCCCCGGCAGCGCGGCGGCCGGCGCGCCCCGGGCCGAGCGUUUUUGAUCUCUCGGUAAGUGGGGGGCCGAGCCGCCUCGGGGUGGCGGGCGGGCGGGCGUGUUGAAAAACAGAAAACAGAGAAC
Messenger RNA from Emiliania huxleyi CCMP1516, 829 nucleotides. RefSeq lists its product as hypothetical. The record is from RefSeq and is a predicted model, not a curated record. The transcript is spliced from 4 exons. NCBI's taxonomy places the organism in Eukaryota, Haptophyta, Isochrysidales, Noelaerhabdaceae. The annotation marks the transcript as partial.